UUGUUGCUUUUCUUCUCUGCCUCGGACAUCCCAGAACAUGUCCCCAUCCAGUGGGACGCCGACGAGUGGAGUAGUUGGGGUGGUCGCGGCGAUCCCGUCCUACAAAUUGAACUGGGCAAGUGGGCCGAUCUGAUGCUGGUGGCACCGCAGGACGCAAACACACUAGCCAAAAUGGCAUACGGUUCGUGUGAUAAUCUGCAACUUUGUACGGCGAGGGCAUUUGUCUUUGAAAACCCGUUGUUUUUGCCACGAACAACCGUCAUGCAUCAUCCGUACACGGGACCGCUGAUCGAGACGCUCCGGUCGUGGGGCUUCAGGGAGAUUCCGUGUGUGACCACGACGCUGAUGUGCAGCGAUACGGGAUUGGGUGCGAUGGCUAAGGUUGAAUCGAUCGUGCAACAGGUGGCGGGAUGUUUGAGGAAAUGGAGUUGGAAAAUUUGUAGAAGUAAAUGGCACCCUCGGUUUAUCUCCCUGGUAUCGGUCCAAAGCCGCCGGCAAAUGCAUUUCAGCUAGGUUCUUUUGGCCUCAAUGGUAUUGCUGUUGGACA
Armigeres subalbatus is the source of this 547-nucleotide messenger RNA. Its product is annotated as phosphopantothenoylcysteine decarboxylase-like. The transcript has a single exon. Gene Ontology annotation, molecular function: FMN binding; phosphopantothenoylcysteine decarboxylase activity. The annotation marks the transcript as partial. The record is from RefSeq and is a predicted model, not a curated record. Gene Ontology annotation, biological process: coenzyme A biosynthetic process. Gene Ontology annotation, cellular component: phosphopantothenoylcysteine decarboxylase complex. Lineage: Eukaryota; Metazoa; Arthropoda; Insecta; Diptera; Culicidae.